AUGGCCGCCGUUUACAAGUCGCUUUCCAAGAGCAGCGCCCAAAAGCAGGAUGCUCCCUCUUCUCACCCCAAAAAGAAUAAGCAGCGAGUGUUGAUUCUGUCGUCUCGCGGCGUAACAUAUAGGCAUCGCCAUCUUCUGAACGAUAUUGCAACCAUGCUUCCUCAUGGUCGAAAAGACGCCAAAUUCGACUCCAAAUCGCGACUGAACGAGCUCAACGAGCUCGCCGAGUUGUACAACUGCAACAAUGUUCUCUUUUUUGAGGCGCGAAAAGGGCAGGAUUUGUAUAUCUGGCUAAGCAAAGUUCCCAAUGGACCUACCGUCAAGUUCCAUCUGCAAAAUUUGCACACCAUGGAGGAGCUACACUUUACCGGCAAUUGUCUAAAAGGCUCGAGGCCUCUCCUCUCUUUCGAUGCCGCCUUCGAUUCCGAGCCGCAUCUCAAAGUCAUCAAAGAAUUGUUCUUCCACACAUUCGGCGUUCCGGAGGGUGCUAGAAAAUCCAAGCCUUUCAUCGAUCAUGUCAUGGGCUUCAGCGUUGUCGACGGCAAGAUCUGGAUCCGCAACUACCAAAUAAACGAGAGCGAAGGUUCCCUUCUCGAUUCUGAGGGCGACGCCAAGGACGCCAAGAAGAAGAGCAAAAAGGCCGCCGCGACCGGCAACAACCUCGAGAUCAGCCUUGUGGAAAUCGGACCCCGAUUCGUCCUCACCCCGAUCGUGAUACAAGAGGGCUCCUUUGGCGGGCCCAUAAUCUAUGAGAACAAGCAAUUUGUCUCGCCGAACCAGGUCCGCGCCGACCUGCGCAGGUCCAAGGCCAGUCGCCACAACGCCAGGGUCGAGCAGACGGUUGGAAGAUUGUCACGCAAGUCGGAUCUUGGUCUGCGAACCAACGGAAGCAAACAGAUAAUGCCCGGUGACGACUUGGAUAAGAGAAAGUUGUUUGCAUAA
Messenger RNA from Beauveria bassiana ARSEF 2860, 942 nucleotides. RefSeq names its product ribosome biogenesis protein Brx1. NCBI's taxonomy places the organism in Eukaryota, Fungi, Ascomycota, Sordariomycetes, Hypocreales, Cordycipitaceae. The record is from RefSeq and is a predicted model, not a curated record. Gene Ontology annotation, cellular component: nucleolus. Gene Ontology annotation, molecular function: rRNA binding. The coding region runs from base 1 to 942 and encodes 313 amino acids. Gene Ontology annotation, biological process: ribosomal large subunit assembly; rRNA processing. The transcript is spliced from 3 exons.